CGCGUUUCUCUCCGUGCAAACUUUGCUGGCCUGGGCCGCCCGGUGUUUGCUAACCGUGCACUGAUUGUCGGUGCUGGGAAUGGGCGGUGCAACAUCUUUAGUGAUGCGGCGGGCACGAAGAGGGUGGCUACUAUUGUGGCUGGUGGCGACGAUGUCGAUUUCGGCCAGACUCAUCUAGAUAAUGGGGUUAUUGUCUGUCAGUAA
This is a messenger RNA of Alternaria alternata, 204 nucleotides long. RefSeq lists its product as hypothetical. The annotation marks the transcript as partial. The record is from RefSeq and is a predicted model, not a curated record. The transcript has 2 exons. NCBI's taxonomy places the organism in Eukaryota, Fungi, Ascomycota, Dothideomycetes, Pleosporales, Pleosporaceae.